Molecule: messenger RNA, 453 nt
Organism: Microthlaspi erraticum
Lineage: Eukaryota; Viridiplantae; Streptophyta; Magnoliopsida; Brassicales; Brassicaceae
Source: the annotation of a GenBank genome assembly
AUGGAGCAUGGAGGGACUUGGCACAUGGAAGCAGCUCAACUGGACACGCAAAGGAAGAAGGGAGAAGCCAUCUUGAAGACCAGCUCGACCGUCUACUCGACCAACCGGUCGAGUUCCUCAACUCGACCGGCCAAGCUUCAACUCGAUCGAGCUGGAGUCAAAGUGUAUGCGAACUCGAUCGAGUCGGUCUACAGAAGACUUGGUCGAGCUAGACUUACAACGGGUAGAAAGAGGGUUCAGAGGUCACAGAGGGUACAAGAGGAACCUGAGGUGCUUGUUGCUGAUACAAUGGAUGUACCAGAGGGGAAUGGAAACCCUUUGGGAAUGGACUCGGUCGAGCUAGGCAAACUCGACCGAUUGGUCAAGGAGAUGCUCCAAACCGCCACCAACAGAGACAAGGGAUUGUUCCACCACCAGUGCAGAACCACAACUUUGAGAUCAAGCUGGGAAUGA